Salvia miltiorrhiza (redroot sage) is the source of this 348-nucleotide messenger RNA. Its product is annotated as histone H4-like. The record is from RefSeq and is a predicted model, not a curated record. Bases 1 to 348 code for a protein of 115 amino acids. NCBI's taxonomy places the organism in Eukaryota, Viridiplantae, Streptophyta, Magnoliopsida, Lamiales, Lamiaceae. Gene Ontology annotation, molecular function: protein heterodimerization activity; structural constituent of chromatin; DNA binding. Gene Ontology annotation, cellular component: nucleosome. The transcript is spliced from 3 exons.
AUGUCGGGAAGAGAAAAUGGGGACAAAGGUUUGUGGAAAGGCGGAGCUAAGCGGCACAAAAAGGUGCUGCGCGACAACAUCCAGUGUAUCGCGAAGCCGACCAUCCCCUGGCCCUCGCUGCGUAACCACCGAUUGGGAUUGAAAGAAGAAGCUAGGAUUUCCAGAUCUGAGUACUAUGCUGAAUGGGGCCAUCGAGUUUCAGAAACUUCAAUUCUUCCGGCUGCUAGACCGAAAAGGGAAGGGAGGCGAAGUAUGUGCAGCAGCUCUGUUGCGUGUGCGGCGGCGAAAGGAAGGGAGUCAGCCACGGCGGCGAUCGAGAAGGAAGUCAGAAUCUUCGCCACUCGUUGA